This is a messenger RNA of Caretta caretta (loggerhead turtle), 1494 nucleotides long. RefSeq names its product transmembrane protein 53 (gene TMEM53). NCBI's taxonomy places the organism in Eukaryota, Metazoa, Chordata, Testudines, Cheloniidae. The record is from RefSeq and is a predicted model, not a curated record.
GGGAAACACAAAUAACCUGCCUGUGGUAAUUCUGCUGGGGUGGGCUGGCUGCCGUGAUAGACACCUGGCGAAAUACAGCACCAUCUACCAUCAGAAGAACAUGUAUAACAUGGGCAGUGAGUACAGGCUGCAUACAUCUGUACAGACCUGGCAGGGCCAACUUUAAGGGUCAAAGGCAAGUUCAACCAUGGCUUAUUCAGCCUCUGGCCUUUCUUCUGAGACUAACAAGUGUGCUGGUUAUUGAUAGCUUUUGUGAUCAGGUUGCCUGGCUACUGGGGAUUGAUUUAAUGCCCCUAACUCAUUUCACACAAUUUAUGGAACAGCCAUCAGAUGGUAACAAUGUUCAGUCAUUACCAACCUGGACAGGAUUUGGUAUAGUGACCUAGAAAUGGAAGUUUCUGACAGUGUCUGUCUCAUUUUCAGUCCCCUUUUAAAAUAUGUUGCUUUGCUGGUCUAUGGAAUGAUGGAAAAUGCAUGGCUUUUGGACCUAAUGGAAUCUAGGCCCAUUAUUUCUCAUCUCUUUCGCAAUAUGUGAGAAUGGACUUUGUUUUGGUUCCACAUUUUUUACAAAGAUAGAUGCCAAAGUUCUACUUGGAAUACUACCCAGCAUGACUGCCUCACAUGCCCUCCUCUGAACUGUUAAUGUUUAACCUGACAUGAGAUCAUAUAUUAAAGUGUGUUCUAGUACAGAAUGACUUGUGACUGGAUGUCUCAGGAUUGGUAACAGCAUUUCACUGCUCAGUUGCAACUGGCCACAGCAUUCCGCAACUGCUCAGUAUCCUAUAUGAAAUGCAUUUGGUGUCUCAGUCCCGUUGCCAGAAAGGGGUGCACAGUUAUCCGCUACACAGCUCCAUGGAAGAUGGUGUUUUUCGCAGACAGCUUUGGCAUCAGGUCCCUCCAGACCCAAGCUAGAAAGCUCCUGGAGCUGCUCUUUGACUAUAAAAUUGAAAAGAAACCCCUGCUGUUUCAUGUGUUCAGCAAUGGCGGGGUCAUGCUUUACCGCUACAUCCUAGAGCUUAUCCACAUGCACGGGCAAUUCAGCAACCUCAAGGUGGUGGGCACCAUUUUUGAUAGCUCCCCGGGCAGAAGAAACUUGACGGGGACUCUGCGUGCCUUGGCAGUUGUCUUGGGAUCAACUAACGUGCUGCUCAAGUAUUGCCUCCUGCUUCUCUUCGCCAUCCUGGUGGUGGUGCUGCGGAUCCUGAUGUAUCCAGUGACUCGCUUCUUCCAUGAGAUCCAUUAUGACGCCCUGCUGAAGGGGCCUUCGAGGUGGCCCGAGCUCUACCUCUACUCCAAGGGUGACAGAAUCAUCCUGGCCAGUGACAUAGAGCACAUGAUCGAGGCCCGGCGGCAGCACAAUGUUGCAGUGAGAGCUGUGGACUUCUCAGACUCUGCUCAUGUGAGUCACUUGCUGGCAUAUCCCUCCUAUUACAUGAGCCUCUGCACCUCUUUCAUGUAUGACUGCGCUGGAUGCGCGUAGGGUUCACCAAGGCA